AUGGCUGCCAUGAACAAUCGACCACAAUGGAUAUGGUAUGGCAGGCACACCUGGAAGCACAGCGCCGGGAAGUGGAGAGCUGCCGAAAGAGAUACCCAGCUCCAGGCACUGCAGCAGCAUGAAGCUGAGCUGAAGAGGCACCGCGAGGAGCUGGAGCAGCAGCGGCGAGAGGAGGAGGAGCUUCGAAAAGCACAUGCAGAAACGUUUCAGCUGCUGGACCAGGAGCUUCAGGACCGAGCACAGCACAUCUCGAGUUCAGAGGAGGCGCUGGCCUCCGAGAGGCAACAGAUCCUCCGCUCGCGCGGGCAGCUGGCGAUGGUGCAAGCACACGUGGUCUGCUUGCUUGGCAAGGUGGCAGGCGAUGGGGCCUCGGAAAAGGCGAUGCACCUCGAUGCCUCCGACGAGCCAGAGGCCGAGCUGGACGUCUCAGGGGAAACCAACGAUGGUGAUGAUGAUAUGUGGAACAUGGACUGGUCGGCUGUAGCCGCAAAGCGAUCUGAGAAGUCCGAGGGCGAUGCUUUGGUUGCCCAGGAGCUCUCAGAAAAUAGCCAGCCCGUCUGCUAA
Messenger RNA from Symbiodinium natans, 564 nucleotides. The record is from the annotation of a GenBank genome assembly. Lineage: Eukaryota; Dinophyceae; Suessiales; Symbiodiniaceae.